This is a messenger RNA of Bactrocera latifrons, 4904 nucleotides long. It is a transcript of the gene SCAP, whose product is annotated as sterol regulatory element-binding protein cleavage-activating protein. The coding region runs from base 1 to 3975 and encodes 1324 amino acids. Gene Ontology annotation, biological process: SREBP signaling pathway. The transcript has 9 exons. NCBI's taxonomy places the organism in Eukaryota, Metazoa, Arthropoda, Insecta, Diptera, Tephritidae. Gene Ontology annotation, cellular component: Golgi membrane; endoplasmic reticulum membrane. Gene Ontology annotation, molecular function: protein binding; sterol binding. The record is from RefSeq and is a predicted model, not a curated record.
AUGCCAGCUGUAGAUUCUUCCAAAGCAUUUGGUAAUUCGAGUUCAUACAAAUACAAUAAAACAACAACAAUGACCACUACAUCCGGUGGAACUGCCAGUUUGAGCCAUAUUGGCGGGAGCGCAGCUCAAAAGCGCUCUCCAACUUCUGAUACCUUAGGUCUUCCCGAUGCAGUUUCGCAUUUCUACUACAAGCAUGGCCUCUUCCUCUCCAGCUAUCCAACAUGUGCCACUAGCAUUGCUAUUAUGGCAAUAUUACUAUCGUGUUACCCUCUCAUAAAUAUUCCGCUACCCGGUACCAUACCCACCAAAAUUAUGCUGCCCUUCGACGGCCGUUACUCACUUUUCGCAGAACAACCACAACAGAAUGUCUCAUUGGUUAGGAAUUUCUUCAGCCCCCCCACUAGCAGUAAUUUUAGCUAUGAUCCACCAUUUCCAUGGGCAAAAAGUUCACCUGUGUUCUACGUACAACAAAUAAUGUUACGCACUAGUGUGCUACCCUGGACCGAAGACAUGCAGCUAAUGGAUGCCUAUCGUGCGCCGCUUUACGAAGUUUUUAAAUUGCUAGAAAUUGUGCGUAAUCAUGAAAGCGCCGCCAACAAACGCACAUUGGAGCAAUCUUGCUGGCAUGUGGAUAAUGUAAAGCGUACGCGCGAUGAAAAAGUAUUAUUCCCCGAAUAUAAUUGCUUGUUAUUGUCGCCGGCGAAUUUAUGGUAUCAAGAUGUGCAAAAUUUCACGAAUGACUCAAAUUUAUUGAACACCAUCUUUCAAUAUCAUAAUCUCCAAAAAACCAAAGUCUCCAUCGCCGAAAUGCUCUUCGGAGUACCAAUGCAAGACAGCGGCUUCAAGCGUUAUCCACUUCGUUCGCGUUCGCGUAUAAUACAAUAUGCCAUCACACUGAUACUGAAGCAAAACGAUCUGGAGUAUUUAAGCACACUAAAACAUAAACUCUUCCAGUACUAUCCGCCCCUGCAACUCAAUCCAAUAACAACGACAGAUCAGCCAACAACAAAAGCCGGUGAUGGGAAAUCGGCCAUCACUUACAUUUUCUAUCCAGAUGAGUUCAAACUGUGGGAGUUUAUGCCGUUAGCGAUUGCUUUUGUGCUGUUGUUCAUUUAUAUGUAUUUUUCGGUGCGAAAGAUCGAAAUAAUACGCUCGCGUCUCUUACUCGCAGUUUGUGCUGUUAUAACAGUACUAGGCAGUCUGACCAUGUCGCUGGGCGUUUGCUCAUUCUUCGGUCUCACUAUCAGUUUGCAAUCGAAGGAUGUGUUUCCCUAUUUGGUUAUAUUGGUUGGUCUAGAGAAUUGUCUAGUUAUAACGAAGAGCGUCGUUUAUACGCAAGAGACGUUUGAUGUGAAGAUACGUGUCGCCAAAGCGCUCAGCAAGGAAGGUUGGCACAUUUCCAAAACGUUGCUAACCGAAAUCACCAUACUUACCAUUGGUUGCAUCACAAUGGUGCCGGUCAUACAAAAGUUCAGCAUAUUCGCCAUUAUCGGUUUGCUCUCUGAUUUCAUGCUGCAAAUGUUGCUUUUCCCUACCAUACUCGCAAUGAAUAUCAAACUGCCCGAAUACACUACCGAAGCAAAGCAUUUGCCAAAAAUGAUGUUGAGAUGCACAAUGACCAAUAACACGGCAACGCUACCGCCUGGUGGUUUCGGUAUGCUGCCGAAUGGACGUAAUGACUAUCGUUUCUACGAUAAGAAUCAGACGUAUAUAUCCUUAGCGGGGGAUGUCUCGACCACACCGCACCAUGCCAUGAACAACGGUGGCUUCGGCAUGUUCCAUCGUUCACAAUCGCACCCAAAACUAACAUUCGCCGACCUCAAUACACAUCCAGCGGACUUAACAGCAAAGACUGGAAUUCAACCGAACAAAGAUGGACGUAUACCGAAGCGACUGCGCAUUGUUAAUUUCUGGGCGCGUACGCGCUUCUUUCAGCGUGCCUUCAUGAUUUGGAUGAGCGUUUGGAUAUGCACGAUUGUUUACAAUUCGGGCUGUUUGGAGAAUCUAUUUGCAAUGGAUGGCAAUCGUACGUCGUACGGUAAAGACGAAGCGCAACGAUAUGUCAAGACACACGAACAAAGCGCGGUUUCAAGCUUCUUCACAAAUAUGCAGCAUGUAAUAAAUGGCGCAACAACAGCGGGACAGAACAGUGAUGGUGAGGGCGGGGGAGUGAAGGGACAACGCGAUAGCCGUAUGCAGAAAGGCAAGAAAUCGCUACAUGGCAGACAGAAAGGCUCCGCCGGCGAUGGAUCCGUUAAUGACACAGAUGCCGAGCUGCGUCGUCUGCUCUAUCCAGACUAUGAAAUGAAUUAUUUUCUCUCAAAUUUUCACUGGUGCGCUAUUAUGAAACAAUAUAAUAUUUCGCUGAGUGGACGUUAUGUAACUUUGCUACCCACUAUCAAGUUAUCGCAUCCUAUUAGCGCCGAAGCGGCUGUGCUCAUACGCAAUCCCAAAGAGAAGAUAGCGCAAAACUUCCAAUGGAAAGCGCUUGCCGCAGCACUUGAUCCCAUUGAUUUCAAUGACGAUGAACGCCGUGAAUCGCCAAUGGUAUUUCCAGGCGGCACACCACUUUACCCCAAAAGUCCGAUGGAAUUCUUUUUCGUCAUUUCCAUGUGUUUAAUCAGCAUUUUUGUGCUCAGCUACACAAUGGUCGUUUUCUAUCGUUGCAUUUGCACACGCAACUAUGCCGAAUGGCGUUCCAGUUGGUAUGAGUCGUCGGAGAUACAACAGAAAACUGAGCAUAUACUCGAGGGUGUUCCCACGAAAAUUGUCGGUCACAAGCAUACGAUCGAAUGUUUAAUAACCGAUGGUUCCCAUAUCAUCAGUUGUUGCCUGCGUGGUCAAAUAAAGGUGUGGGAUUCACGCAGCGGUGAGAAUUUGACGACAAUUCAUCGUGAACAUAUGCAGAUAGCAACAAAGCGUGAAGACGAACAGGUGGCGCUCGAGCGUUUACCCUACUCGCCGAUCUGGUGUAUGAACGCGUUCGAUAAUCUAGUGGCGGUGGGUUGUGCAAAUGGGCGUAUCGAGUUGUGGGAAAUGCCAGACGGCGUCUUGAAGUGUAUUUCACCUGGCGAAGUGAAGUCCAAUCAGGGCAUAACGCACAUCUAUAUAARUGGUGAUCGGGUCAUUGUGGCGCGCUUGUGUGGGCGCUUAGAGUUCUUCCGACUUGAAACCUAUUGUAAAGGACAACAAAUCGAUUGGAAUUUCACGUCGGCAUAUAGAAGAACGCACACACGCACCAGUUCAGCUGGCAGUAUUGGGUUAAUGCACCAUACGCAACAACAACGCGGGUGUUUUGCUGGUCAAUCGCCGCCUCCUUCUAACAAGGAAGAAAUGAAAAUCACCUUAGAAGCCGUGCGUUUCGCACAUCAACAGCCCAUUACUUGCAUGGAGGUGUCCAAUGGAAUGGUCUUCACUGGUAGUCAGGAUCACACACUUAAAGUGUACAGCCUAACAAAUGCCAACAUCGAAUACACACUACACGGUCAUUGUGGGCCAAUAACGUGCCUUUUUGUCGACCACUGGCAACCUGGCACGGGUGGCUCUGGUUCCCAGGAUGGUAUGCUAUGCGUAUGGGAUUUGUUCACUGGCGCUUGCAUGUACAAUAUACAAGCGCAUGAUGGUGCCGUCACGGCGUUGGUAUGCGCACCCACAUAUGUUAUUUCUCUGGGUAUUGAUGAGCGUAUUUGUGUGUGGGAACGUUUUCAAGGCAACCUAUUGACUACUAUCAAUAUAUUGAACGCUUAUUCGAGUUUAUUGAUGUUGACACCAUCGUUGCUUGUCACUUGCAAAAUGGGUUCCCUCAUCGUUUGGGAUGUGCGCACUGGUGAACCAGCGCGUGAAGUUAAACUUGAUCGCGCGAAUUCUCUACUCUGUCCGAAAACUUUAAUGCUCACCGGUGAUGCUGUUGUAUGCGACUAUGGGAAUGAGUUGCGUGUGGUGCGUUUUCCAAUCGUUUCAGAUAAAUACAGUUGAACGAACUGCGCACUACCUGAACCUAAUAAUUACUAAUAACAAUAAUCAUAAGUGCGUCCACACACAGUUUUGAUAGCAAGUUUAAAAAAUAUUGUCUAUCUCAACUACCAUGUACGUCCAUAACUCACACAAAUCACCAAAUUGCCUGAUAGCCUAAAGGUUGUGGCUGAAGCCUUGUGGUGUUUAUUUCAGAAGAUGACUGCAUUAUAUUCGUUAAAUUUUUUUUAAAGAACUUAAAGAUUUCUCAGAGAGGGUACGUUUGUGUAGAUACGCAUACAGGCAUCGCAAAAAACAGGAUUAAACUAAAUUAAUUACAUAUGUUUAUACAGGCAGUUAAGUAGUCGAAUUCGGACUUGCUGUAAAUUUUUUUUAGUUUUUUGUUUUUGGUUUUCAGUAGCAUUCAUAAUCUUUCUACUAUUUCUAAUAAAUAUACACAUAUUUUAGACUGCAACUGUGUAUAUUUUAGUAACACUUUAUUUUAUUUUAUCUUUAAACUCUUCUUCGCAAUGGGGCUAUUUUGCAUUUGCCUUAAGAGUAUACUUUAAAUAAUUGUAUGCCUUUUAUAGAACACUUUUUAUUCUGAAUGCGUUAUUGUGCCUUUCAAAACUGAACUGACUUUCAUGUUUCAUUAUAAGUUCCAUUAAACUCACAACCAGUUCAUUUAAUAUCCUACCAAAAUUAUGUUUAAGCUGAUUUAUAUAUAAGCUCAGUAUAUAUAAAAUACAUACAUACGUAUGUGCACAUAUUUUUAACCCACUAAUAGGCGUUUUAGCUUUUUAUUUAUAUUUUUAUAUUUAGCCUUAGGUUUAAUUUGGAUAUUGUAACAAGAAGACACUUAUGACACAUUUGUAUACUUUUCACAGUUACAGUUUUCCGAUUUAUUUGAAAUAAAUUGACCCCAAAAAACAAUAAUUCAUAAUAAGAAAGUA